AUGGACUCGAAAACUGCGGCACCGAACAACGAGAGUGGCCAAUGGGAUUCGACAGCCUCCAGCCAGCCCGAAUCCAAAGCGAUGCAGCCGGCAUGGGAGCCCGAGGAGAAAGAGAGCGCAGGCGGCGCCGCACUCAAGAUUUUCUCCAUUGAAUAUCACCACGUCCAGGUCCCCUUUGAGAUAACACUAUGGAUUAUGUUAGCGUCGCUGGCAAAAAUAGGAUUUCAUCUCUACAUCAAACUUCCCUCAAUUGUGCCUGAAAGCUGCCUGCUCAUAAUUGUUGGCCUGAUAAUGGGAGGAAUAAUGUAUGGAGUGAAUGAAGGGUCAGCACCUGUAAUGAGCACUGACACCUUCUUUCUUUACCUGCUGCCGCCCAUCGUACUGGAUGCAGGCUAUUUUAUGCCAAGUCGGCCUUUCUUUGAGAACAUUGGAACAAUCCUUUGGUAUGCGGUUGUGGGGACCAUAUGGAAUGCUUUUGGAGUUGGCUUGUCUCUCUACGGGAUUUGUCAGAUUGAUUCAUUUGGCCUGAAGGAUAUCUCCCUUCUCUACAACCUGUUGUUUGGAAGCUUGAUCGCAGCCGUGGACCCAGUGGCCGUCCUGUCUGUGUUUGAAGAGAUUCACGUAAAUGAGCAGCUACACAUUCUGGUUUUUGGUGAAUCACUGCUCAAUGAUGCUAUCACUGUGGUUUUAUACAAAUUGUUUAAGACUUUCUGCAUCAUGCCCUCAAUUGCAGUGUCCGAUAUUUUGGUUGGAAUUAUCAAGUUCUUUCUUGUGGGAUUCGGAGGUUUACUUGUGGGAGUUAUUUAUGGAAUCAUUGCAGCCCUUACCACUCGCUUCACAGAGAAUAUCCGCGUGAUUGAACCUCUGUUCGUAUUCCUGUACAGCUAUUUGUCAUACCUGACUGCUGAAAUGUUGCACUUCUCUGGCAUUGUAGCAAUAAUAACUUGCUCAAUGAGUAUGAAACGAUAUGUGGAGGCUAACAUUUCUCAGAAAUCUCACACUACAAUCAAGUACUUCAUGAAGAUGUGGAGCAGUGUGAGUGAGACACUCAUCUUCAUAUUCCUCGGAGUUUCUACGAUUGGGGACAAGCACGAGUGGAGCUGGCCUUAUAUCUCUUUCACAAUGCUAUUUUGCCUUGUCUGGAGAGCUGUUGGAGUUAUUUUCCUGACAUUUAUUGUAAAUAAGUUUCGUGUCAAUAUGGUGACAAAGAAGGACCAGUUCAUUAUAGCCUAUGGUGGAUUGCGGGGAGCAAUAUGUUUCUCCCUUGUUUUCUUACUGCCAAACUUCCCUCAGAAGAAACUGUUCACUACAGCCACAAUCGUAGUCAUUUUCUUUACAGUUUUUGUUCAGGGCAUGACAAUUAAACCAUUGGUUGAGUUGCUGGAAGUUAAAAGAACAAGCCAAUCCCCUCCCACAGUCAGUGAGCAAAUUCACAUUCGGUUCUUGGACCACUUGUUGGCAGGAAUUGAAGAUAUCUGUGGACAUUGGGGCCAAUAUUACUGGAAAGACAGGUUUGAAAAUUUCAACAACAAAUAUCUGAACAAGAUCUUCAUCAGAGAGCAGCACCUUUCCAAAUCCAGCAUUGUUGUGUUAUACCAGAAGCUGGAAAAGAAACAUGCCAUUGAGCUUGCUGAGGCAGGUCAGCUGACAAGUGCACCCUCCCUGCCUUGUCUCCACGACGAGAAAACAACUGAAGUAUCCAAAAGUCCAGUGCCUUCAGAAGAGCUUGAUAACAUCCAGGAGCUGUUGAUAAGAAACCUAUAUCGAAUUAGGCAAACGAUGCCAUCUUAUAGCAGACACACCUUGCCUCAAGGGAAAAACUCAAACCAGGCAAAAGAAAUUUUUCUACGUCGUCAAGAGAGUUUACUGAAAGACGAUGUCAUUCGAAAUUCUCUAAAGAGGAGAUCAGUUUGCUUAGCUGAUGACUCGCAAAAGAAAGGCAAACUAGCUCGAUCACUUACAGUUGGUGGAUAUGGAGGCAGUAAAAACCGUUCCGAAGAUCCACACCCAAAGUUACCCAAGUCCAUUUCAGUGAUGCCUCAGCAGCCAAGCUCCACAGAGUGGAUCAAUGAGGAGGAAUUGGAGAACCUACAAAGUUCUGAUGAAAAAGAUAUGAAUCUGAAAGGAAGGGAGCAGAACGAAACUAACAAUGAAACCAAGAAGUCUGAGUUAAAAUUAAAGAUCAGAUUUGCUCCUCCAGCUACAACUGAAAAUGAAUUUUCACAGAGUGAAAUCAGCAAUGGUCGGAGACUGUCCCAUGCGCCUCCAUUAAUGCGACAGUUUUCUGAACGAAUCAGUGACGGAGAGACAAUACAGGAUGGAUAGAAAGCAUGUAACAUUGAUUCAGGAGUUGGAGGGAGUCAAGCUUAUCUUAGAAACCGUUGUUUUCUCUAUGUUUUUCUAGUAUCACAUUACACUAUUUGCAAAUAAUGGAUUAGUGUCAUUUCAUCUCCCCCUCCCCCUCUCUUCCCAUUCCCCUCCCCACUCCCUCUUUCUCCACUCUCCCCCUCUCCCCCUCCCUCUCUUCCUCUCACCCUCUCCCUCUCUGUGUCUCCCCCUCUCUGCCUCUCUCUCUGGAACAGUCGACAGUUCAGUAGCUGGCAUUUUGGCUCCUACAACUGAGACGCACUCAUUGGAUAAAAUUUCUUUAAUAAUUAAACUAAUAUCAACACGACACCAUGGUGAAUAUAAGUUUCAGAUUCCUGACCAAAGAGUGGUGACUGGAAAUCACCGUUAAUUACAGAAAUAUGGAAGAUGUUCUUUUGCAUCUUGCUGUAAUACAAGUUAUACUACAGGGUAACAACAUCAUUAACAUGCAUGUCAGAAGCAAGUCACAUUUAGACACAGGUGUUGAAAUCGAUCCUCAGUCAUUUGUGCAUGAAAGGUUGAUUUAAUUGCUUUUAAUUGAAUUACAUUUCCAAAGUGAAAUGGUACAUGGACAAAUAUACAGUUACAUAGGCAAAGCAAGAGAACUUUCUACCCCUUCAAGUCUUUAUGUACAAAUAACAUCAAUUUCCAAUUACCAGGGCAGUCUUAUAAACUGCUGUUUGCUAUUUAAACCCCUAAUCUCCAUAACCUUUCAAUAGUCAGCAGGGGAAAAAGAUAUAUCUCACCAGUUUGAUCACUUGGUGUUGUAAGUAUUCUGUACAAUUAGUCACAUUACCUUGUCAGAACCUGCUCGCAACUUUGUAGUUAUUUAAAUAAAUGUAAUUGCAAAUGGCUUUGCUCAUCUAAACAUCAACAUUUGACAUAAUCUAACAAAGAGGCUGAAUCCUACUGGGAGGCUAUCAGAUUCCAAACCAAUCUGAUGAGCUGCCUUACCAUGAGCAUGAAACACUGCGCACUUUAUAAAUAUAAUAAAAUGUCUGGGACUCUCUAGUCUCUGUUGAAUAUAAUAUGUAUAUUAUAUGCACUAUAACUUGUUCACAUGAAUGUUCUUGGACUAUUAAACACCACACCUCUGA
Messenger RNA from Hypanus sabinus (Atlantic stingray), 3464 nucleotides. RefSeq names its product sodium/hydrogen exchanger 2-like. The record is from RefSeq and is a predicted model, not a curated record. Gene Ontology annotation, molecular function: sodium:proton antiporter activity. The transcript has 12 exons. Bases 1 to 2325 code for a protein of 774 amino acids. NCBI's taxonomy places the organism in Eukaryota, Metazoa, Chordata, Chondrichthyes, Myliobatiformes, Dasyatidae. Gene Ontology annotation, cellular component: membrane. Gene Ontology annotation, biological process: sodium ion transport; regulation of pH; proton transmembrane transport.